Molecule: messenger RNA, 2928 nt
Organism: Lontra canadensis (Northern American river otter)
Lineage: Eukaryota; Metazoa; Chordata; Mammalia; Carnivora; Mustelidae
Gene: SIM2
Product: SIM bHLH transcription factor 2
Exons: 11
Coding region: 459-2492 (677 amino acids)
Biological process (GO): regulation of transcription by RNA polymerase II
Molecular function (GO): protein dimerization activity; DNA-binding transcription factor activity, RNA polymerase II-specific; RNA polymerase II transcription regulatory region sequence-specific DNA binding
Source: RefSeq, a predicted model, not a curated record
CCGCCGCCCAUGCCGCCCUCCAGCCCGCAGGGGCCUCGCGGCAGCGGGUACGAACACUCCGUCAAGGACUAAGCGGCACCGCUGCCUCCUCGCUGGCUCCGCUCCGCUUCCUAGGGAAAGCCGAGACGCGAGAGCCGGGAGGGAGAAGGGAAGAGUGAGCAGAAGCGAGCGGAAAGUCGGGCUCUUGGCACCGCGGGACAGCACAGCCGGGAGGAGGCUGCGCCCGGAGCGGCGGGCGGAGCGCGCAGCGGCGCCGCCCGGUUGCGCCGAGCGCCGGGGCCCGGCGGCUGCGGAAAAGCUACUCGGUGCCCCGGGCCUCCCCGCGCACCUGCCCCGGGCGGUGCCCCCGACUCACUUGGCCCCCGGAGUUCCCUUCCCCAUCCCCGCCCCUGCAGCCGCAGCGGGGCUCCGCGGACCUGGAGCACAGCCGGGUCUAAUAUGCCCGGAGCCGAGGCGCGAUGAAGGAGAAGUCCAAGAAUGCGGCCAAGACCAGGAGGGAGAAGGAAAAUGGCGAGUUUUAUGAGCUGGCCAAGCUGCUCCCGCUGCCGUCGGCCAUCACCUCGCAGCUGGACAAGGCGUCUAUCAUCCGACUCACCACCAGCUACUUGAAGAUGCGGGCCGUCUUCCCCGAAGGUUUAGGAGACGCGUGGGGACAGCCAAGCCGCGCCGGGCCCCUGGACAGCGUCGCCAAGGAGCUGGGAUCGCACUUGCUUCAGACUUUGGAUGGAUUUGUUUUCGUGGUAGCAUCUGAUGGCAAAAUCAUGUAUAUAUCGGAAACAGCUUCUGUGCAUUUGGGCUUGUCGCAGGUGGAGCUCACCGGCAACAGCAUCUAUGAAUACAUCCAUCCUUCCGACCACGACGAGAUGACAGCCGUCCUAGCAGCCCACCAGCCCCUUCACCAUCACCUGCUCCAAGAGUAUGAGAUAGAGAGGUCAUUUUUCCUGCGGAUGAAGUGUGUCUUGGCGAAAAGAAACGCGGGCCUGACAUGCAGUGGAUACAAGGUCAUCCACUGCAGUGGCUACUUGAAGAUCAGGCAGUAUAUGCUGGACAUGUCCCAGUAUGACUCUUGCUACCAGAUCGUGGGGCUGGUGGCCGUGGGCCAGUCGCUGCCGCCCAGCGCUGUCACAGAGAUCAAGCUGCACAGUAACAUGUUCAUGUUCAGGGCCAGCCUCGACCUGAAGCUGAUCUUCCUGGAUUCCAGGGUGACCGAGCUGACCGGGUAUGAGCCGCAGGACCUGAUCGAGAAGACCCUCUACCAUCACGUGCACGGCUGUGACGUCUUCCACCUCCGCUACGCGCACCACCUCCUGCUGGUGAAGGGCCAGGUCACCACCAAGUACUACCGGCUGCUGUCCAAGCUGGGCGGCUGGGUGUGGGUGCAGAGCUACGCCACCGUCGUGCACAACAGCCGCUCGUCCCGGCCGCACUGCAUCGUGAGUGUCAAUUAUGUCCUCACGGAGAUCGAAUACAAGGAGCUGCAGCUGUCCCUGGACCAGGUGUCCACGUCCAAGUGCCAGGACUCCUGGAGGACUGCCUUGUCUACCUCACAAGAAACUAGGAAAUCAGCUAAACCCAAAAACACGAAGAUGAAGACAAAGCUGAGAACAAACCCUUACCCCUCACAGCAAUACAGCUCGUUCCAAAUGGACAAACUGGAAUGCAGCCAGCUGGGAAACUGGAGAGCCAGCCCCCCGGCAAACACCCCGGCACCCCCAGAACAGCAGCUCCAUUCAGAAAGCAGUGACCUUUUGUACGCCCCGUCCUACAGCCUGCCCUUCUCCUACCAUUAUGGACACUUCCCUCUGGACUCUCACGUCUUUAGCAGCAAAAAACCAAUGUUGCCAGCCAAAUUUGGGCAGCCCCAAGGAUCCCCGUGUGAGGUGGCACGCUUUUUCCUGAGCACCCUGCCAGCCAGUGGUGAAUGCCAGUGGCAUUACGCCAACCCCCUAGUGCCUAGCAGCCCGACUCCAGCUAAAAGCCUUUCUGAGUCGCCAGUGAACACUGCUCGGCACAGCCUUGUGCCAAACUACGAAGCGCCCGCCGCCGCCGCCGCGCGCAGGUUCGGCGAGGACACCGCGCCGCCGCCGCCACCGCCGCCGCCGCCGCCGCCGAGCUUCCCGAGCUGCGGCCACUACCGCGAGGAGCCCGCGCUGGGCCCGGCCAAGGCCGCCCGCCAGGCCGCCCGGGACGGGGCGCGGCUGGCGCUGACCCGCGCGGCGCCGGACUGCUGCGCGCCGCCGGCCCCCGAGCUCCCGGGCGCGCCUGCGCAGCUGCCCUUCGUGCUGCUCAACUACCACCGCGUGCUGGCCCGGCGCGGGCCGCUGGGGGGCGCUGCGCCCGGCGCACCCGCUCUGGCCGGCGGCCCCGGCGCCCCCGAGACGGCGGCCGGCGCGCUGCGGCCUCGGCCUUCCGGCCCCGCCGCCGCCUCGCCGCCCGGAGCGCCGCUGCCGCACUACCUGGGCGCCUCGGUCAUCAUCACCAACGGCAGGUGACGUCGCGCUGGGCUGCCCGCAGGGAGAAGCCAUAGGCCAGGCCUCGGGCUCCCGUUCUCCAGAGCGCAGCCGAGUGGCGAGGGGCGAGCUGCAGACGCACGGUUUAAAUUAAUUUAUGCAGAGACGACUAUUUUACUAGAACUCCGCGGCCGCCUUCUAGAUUUUUACGUAGAUCCCGCAAACGCCGGUGCAGGGGACUGCGGCGCGGCCCGAGGCCGGGGGAGAAAGGCCCGCCGGACCGUUGUCCUCCCAGAGCCGGGCCCCCAAGGGGCGGGGCUGAGCGCCCCCCGCGUCCCGCGUGUGACCUCAGACUACCCCGUCGGGGGGCGGACUCGGGUGCCCCACCUUGCCAUCGGGCUCGCGCGCCUCGCCUCGUCCCCGGUGCUCAGUAGCCGUCCCGCCGGGGGACCGCAGGAGCUCCCACCCCGCGGAGAGC